AAUGGCGUCUAAAUCUGACAUCGACGUGGAGCUUGGCUUAAAUGAAGAAAAAAAGAGCAAAGAUGAACUCCAUUUUCAAGAUUUUCCAUUGGAAGAAGAUGAAUUAGAUACAAGUGAUGGCCAAACACAUAAAUUUACAAAUUUUCCUCAUACAGCUGAUUCUGAUGAAGAUAUUUCAGACAAGUCUGAGUUAUUAAAAGAUGACAAGGCCAUCACCUCCUUUUGGAAGUUUGAGUAUUACCAACAGUUUUUUGAUGUUGAUUCUAAACAAGUGUUUCACAGAGUUGCUGGUUCUAUGUUACCCUUACCUAAUAGGAAUUAUUUAGUCACACACAUCAGACCCAAUCCAGAUCUCUAUGGACCAUUUUGGAUUUGUUUAACAUUAGUUUUUACCACAGCUAUAGCUGGAAAUCUGGCCAACUAUCUUCAAUCUGCUUCUGUUAAUUAUGUGUGGAAAUAUGAUUUUCAUAAAGUGUCCCUAGCUGCUACUGCUAUAUUUAGUUAUUGGUGGUUAAUACCAUUGUUUUUAUAUGGUAUACUGUGGUGGAGAGGCAACCAGACAUCAGUUCGAUAUACAUUCCUGGAGAUUAUUUGUGUCUAUGGUUAUUCUCUGGCUAUUUAUAUUCCAAUAUCAAUAUUAUGGGUAAUACAAGUGAACUGGUUACAAUGGAUACUAGUUAUAAUAGGAGCUGUAUUAUCUGGUAGUGUAUUGAUUAUAACAUUCUGGCCUGCUGUUAAAGAUGAUACCAAACAUGUGGCACUGACAAUUUUGGCAGUGAUAUUUAUUUUCCAUGCUGCUUUAGCCAUUGGUUUUGUGGUAAGUUUCCUCUGA
Lottia gigantea (owl limpet) is the source of this 832-nucleotide messenger RNA. RefSeq lists its product as hypothetical. The transcript is spliced from 8 exons. NCBI's taxonomy places the organism in Eukaryota, Metazoa, Mollusca, Gastropoda, Lottiidae. Gene Ontology annotation, cellular component: membrane; Golgi apparatus. Gene Ontology annotation, biological process: vesicle-mediated transport. The record is from RefSeq and is a predicted model, not a curated record. Gene Ontology annotation, molecular function: small GTPase binding. The annotation marks the transcript as partial.